This is a messenger RNA of Python bivittatus (Burmese python), 610 nucleotides long. The record is from RefSeq and is a predicted model, not a curated record. NCBI's taxonomy places the organism in Eukaryota, Metazoa, Chordata, Lepidosauria, Squamata, Pythonidae.
AAUUAAAGAAGCAAGUGGAGAGUGCUGAGUUGAAAAACCAGCGUUUAAUGGAAGUCUUCCGAACAAAGAUUCAGGAGUUCCGCACAGCGUGUUAUAAACUGACCGGCUACCAGAUUGAUAUAACAACCGAGAAUCAAUACCGCCUCACUUCCGUCUAUGCCGAGCACAGAGAAGACUGUUUGAUCUUCAAGGCCUCCAGAUCUUCUGGUGCAAAGAUGCAACUUCUGGAAACUGAAUUUUCACAGACUGUCCGCGAAUUGAUAAACCUUCAUCUCCUGCAACAGGAUAGCAUUCCUGCAUUCCUUAGUGCAGUUACACUCGACCUCUUCAGUCGCCAGACGGUGGCUUAACCCUGCUUCAGCGAGGAGAUGUAUUCUUUGCAUCAUCUGCUCAUGGCUCACAGAUGGAGAUGACUUGCAGGACUUCUGCUGAGGCACUGAUCCAUGGAGAUGAACCAGGCCUUUUCUCAUUUUAAUUUCCAUUUGUAUAUUUCAAGGUCCUGUAGUGAUCCUUCAGCGUCUUUCCUAUUUCCUGAAGAAGUAACCUAAAAAAUUGAAUUUCUUCUUUCUUUCUUUCUUUCUUUCUUUCUUUCUUUCUUUCUUUCUUUCUU